GCGCAGGAGCUCUUCACGCGUGUCGCCCUCCUCCAUGGAUCCACUGUGCUCGGCGCAGGAGCAACGAGGGGCGCGCACAAUGGCAGUCGGCGGUCUCCAGGGAGCGAAGAAGCGCAAGCGCGAGCACGCGGAAGGGAAGGCAAAGCCUCGGAAGCAAGUCAAGGGAGGCGGGGACGGAGCGAAGCGGAAGAGCCACUCGGCCGCCGGCGGCUACACGGCCCAUGGCGGCGCCGGCGAAAUUGUGGCGAGGAAGAAGACCCUGGUUACCCCCAAGGAGAAACGCCUCGCGGCCAAGGAAAUGUCGGAGGCCAGGAAGAUGAAGAGGAGGCAGCAUUACAGCCUUGAGAAGGAACUAACGAAAUUGUGGGAAAAGAUGAGAUGUCGCAAUGUGAGCAAAGAGGAGAGGUCCAAGGCAGUAAGUCAGGCUAUCCAUAAAAUGGAUGGGAAAUAUUUGGACAUUGCCACAUCACAUGUUACUACACGUGUUCUUCAAGUAAGCUUAGCACACACAGUAUUUGUCGUCCUACACGGCCUUGCCCUCGCCCUUUUCUUGCUUUGUCGUCCUCUCCUCUUCCUCUUGCGGGCGCCAUGAUCCGUUUAGCGAAUUAUGCAUAGCAUGCGCCCUUCGGGUGUUGAUCUACCGAACCCCGUCCGUGCACGUCGCCGCGUUUGUGCUGGCCAGAGUGGAUCUAAUGUUGAGGCCUUGGGAAGACGAAGGAGCGUGUAGUUGGCAAGAUACAUGAGGCCUUAAUUAUAUAGACACACACUUCUUUUUGAUGCAGUCUGCCAUGGGUCAUGAUCUUGUCUUGUAUAUGCUCCAAAAUGGUAGACACG
This is a messenger RNA of Zea mays, 834 nucleotides long. RefSeq names its product pumilio homolog 24. Lineage: Eukaryota; Viridiplantae; Streptophyta; Magnoliopsida; Poales; Poaceae. Gene Ontology annotation, cellular component: nucleolus. Bases 35 to 592 code for a protein of 185 amino acids. The transcript has 4 exons. Gene Ontology annotation, biological process: regulation of translation. Gene Ontology annotation, molecular function: mRNA binding. The record is from RefSeq and is a predicted model, not a curated record.